Scutellospora calospora is the source of this 310-nucleotide messenger RNA. The record is from the annotation of a GenBank genome assembly. NCBI's taxonomy places the organism in Eukaryota, Fungi, Glomeromycota, Glomeromycetes, Diversisporales, Gigasporaceae.
AUGAAAGUUCGUUGUUUGCUGAACCUUCCUCAACCACCUAUGUUUAGGUUUCCCAGCGUGAGUCAGCCUCCUAAUUAUCCUGUUAGAAAUGAUAUUCCAGUAUCUCAAUCGACAACAACAUCGUCAUCUUCAAAUGGUUCUCAACAAAAACAAAAUCCUUUGAGAUUUGGUUUUCCAGAUUCUCAAGAAUCGCUCUCUUCAAAUUCUCAUUUUGUCCCAUCUUCAAUACAAUUUGGUUCUUUGGAACCUAUUAAUCGGGAUGGUAUCGGUAGUAGGUCUACAGCUGGCAAUAAUUUACAAGCUUCUACUC